Messenger RNA from Notodromas monacha, 1146 nucleotides. NCBI's taxonomy places the organism in Eukaryota, Metazoa, Arthropoda, Ostracoda, Podocopida, Cyprididae. The record is from the annotation of a GenBank genome assembly.
AUGAAGGUUGACGCAGUGAAAAUUACGAGAGUGAAUCUAGAUGAUUCCUAUCUGAUAUUGAAAGAUCGUCUGGAUUCCGCCGACUUCGUAGCAAUUCAAGUGGACUUUUCGGAAAACUUUGAGCUACCGAAUUAUUUUCAUCUAGACGUCGAUUGUAGACUGAAACAUUUGAAACCCGUAGUAGAAUCUACGUCAGUUUCCAGAAUCGAGAUCGGAGUGUUCGACGAAGCUAAGUCAUUAUUGACAACGUUCACCAUUUUCCCGCUACUCGAAUGCUACGGCGGAAUUGAUCCAGUGAUCAGUUGGUCUUCUUCAAAGCUUUCAACUGAUCAUUUCAUCGAAGAAACGAUUCCCUGCGCGAGAACGGAAGAUUUGGCCUCAUUUUUGCAUUCAUUCAAGAAUUCUUCGGAUCAACUCGGGAAUCUCUUCAAGUAUGAUUCUUGCAUUCGGUCGGACUUCCUCGAAGUUUGUUCAGCUGUGAACCAGUGGCUCUUGACUGAUGAUAUCGACCCCGAAACCCCGGAAUUCGCUGAUUUUACCGCAAAAAAUUCGUUUUACUUUUCGACUGAAGUGAUUGCUUCUGCUCUUCAAGUCGUGUUUCGUGAGGAUUGUGAUGUUAGUGUUGUGAGGGAACAAUCGAUCAGUUUCAGAAGGAGAGAUGUGCAGAAGUGGUUGAACAUCCUCAAGGCGAGUAGAGGACAAACUGAUGGAUUACUUCGCAAACCACGAAGUAAAAGUUUUCCAGAAUUUAAGGGACUGUGCGAAGUGAUGGAAUCAAGUUUUUCUGGUUUGCGGAGGAUUUUCGACUUGAUCUCAUCUGUGGAAAAAUUGAAAAUCUUUGCGUUUGAUGCCGAGAUGACGUUAAAGUCGUUGCAUGAAAUUGCUCGGCCGUUGUGUGAACAUGAACGUCUGAAAGGAUGCUGCAAGGGAAAUGCAUCAUGUGGAAACAUUAAGAAUUGGUUGAAGAAUGUUGUCGACCUAGAAAUUGCCCAGUUACAGCUUUACUUCAGCCGUGGAACCGAAGUAUCCAGUGCGCUGCAGAGAUCAAAAGAUUGUGUGGGAAUCGCUGAAAUAAUCUGUGGUUUGAAGGUCGAGUGUGGUUUUGACUGGAGAGAACCACGUUCUAUUGGAAAAGCCUUUUGGUGA